Messenger RNA from Emys orbicularis (European pond turtle), 4476 nucleotides. RefSeq names its product protein tyrosine phosphatase receptor type T (gene PTPRT). The transcript has 34 exons. Bases 1 to 4476 code for a protein of 1491 amino acids. Lineage: Eukaryota; Metazoa; Chordata; Testudines; Emydidae. Gene Ontology annotation, molecular function: protein binding; protein tyrosine phosphatase activity. Gene Ontology annotation, cellular component: membrane. Gene Ontology annotation, biological process: protein dephosphorylation. The record is from RefSeq and is a predicted model, not a curated record.
AUGAACCGGAUUGCCACUAUUGUCUUUCUGGUGCAGCUGUUGCAAAAAGCAGAGGGGCAGGUCUUCCCAGGUGGUUGUUCCUUUGAUGAACACUACAGUAACUGUGGUUAUAGCGUGGCACUGGGGACCAAUGGAUUUACCUGGGAGCAGCUCAACACCUGGGAAAAGCCAACGAUGGAUCCUGCUGUCCCGACUGGUUCCUUCAUGAUGGUGAAUAGCUCUGGACGGGCAUCUGGGCAGAAAGCUCACUUGCUGUUGCCCACCUUGAAGGAAAAUGACACUCACUGCAUCGACUUUCACUACUACCUGUCUAGCAGAGACCGCUCCAGCCCUGGCUCGUUGAAUGUCUACGUGAAGGUUAACGGUGGACCACAGGGCAACCCCAUCUGGAAUGUGUCGGGGAUUGUUACUGAAGGUUGGGUGAAGGCAGAGCUUGCCAUCAGUACAUUCUGGCCACACUUUUAUCAGGUGAUAUUUGAAUCCGUGUCUUUGAAGGGACAUCCGGGGUACAUAGCUGUGGAUGAAGUCAGAGUCCUUGCCCAUCCAUGCAGAAAAGCGCCUCACUUCCUGCGGCUGCAGAAUGUGGAGGUCAACGUGGGACAGAAUGCAACAUUCCAGUGCAUCGCUGGGGGGAAGUGGUCUCAGCACGACAAACUCUGGCUCCAGCAGUGGAAUGGAAGGGACACCGCGUUAAUGGUCACCAGGGUGGUCAACCACAGACGGUUUUCUGCUACAGUCAGCGUAGCAGACACGUCUCAGCGCAGCAUCAGCAAAUACCGGUGUGUCAUUCGCUCGGAUGGUGGCUCUGGUGUUUCAAACUAUGCAGAAUUAAUUGUGAAAGAACCUCCCACGCCCAUUGCGCCCCCUGAACUGCUGGCUGUCGGCGCCACCUAUCUGUGGAUCAAACCCAACGCCAAUUCUAUCAUCGGAGAUGGGCCUAUAAUACUGAAGGAGGUGGAGUACCGUACAACCACUGGGAACUGGGCAGAAACACACAUCGUAGACUCCCCAAAUUACAAACUGUGGCACCUGGACCCCGAUGUGGAGUAUGAGAUCAGAGUGCUCCUCACCCGUCCUGGUGAAGGGGGCACAGGGCCCCCUGGGCCUCCACUCACGACAAGAACAAAAUGUGCAGAUCCAGUCCAUGGACCGCAGAGUAUGGAAGUUGUUGACAUCCGCUCCCGGCAGCUGACCUUGCAAUGGGAGCCCUUUGGUUACGCGGUGACCCGUUGCCACAGCUACAACCUAACAGUCCAGUACCAGUACGUGUUUAACCAGCAGAAGUACGAGGCAGAGGAACUCAUCCAGACAUCCUCACAUUAUACCUUGCGAGGCCUUCGGCCCUUCAUGACCAUCCGGUUGAGGCUAGCACUUUCUAAUCCAGAGGGCAAAAUGGAAAGCGAGGAGCUGGUGGUACAGACUGAAGAGGAUGUUCCUGGACCUGUUCCCCUAGAAUCUAUCCAAGGAGGACCCUUUGAAGAAAAGAUCUAUGUUCAGUGGAAGCCUCCAAAUGAGACCAAUGGUAUCAUUACACUCUAUGAGAUUACAUACAAAGCUGUUGGGUCCUUGGAUCCCAGUGCUGACUUGUCCAGCCAGAGGGGAAAGAUCUUCAAACUAAGGAAUGAAACUCACCACCUCUUUGUAGGGUUAUAUCCAGGGACUACCUAUUCGUUCACCAUCAAAGCCAGCACAGUGAAGGGCUUCGGGCCUCCCAUCACAACACGGAUCGCAACUAAAAUUUCAGCACCAUCUAUGCCUGAAUACGACACGGACUCCCCCUUGAAUGAAACGGACACUACCAUCACAGUCAUGUUGAAGCCUGCUCAGUCCCGUGGAGCACCUGUCAGUGUCUAUCAGCUUGUUGUCAAGGAAGAGAGGCUGCAGAAAGCACGGAGGGCUGCAGACAUCAUUGAGUGCUUCUCUGUUCCAGUGAGCUACAAGAAUGCUUCCAGCCUUGACUCACCCCAUUACUUUGCGGCCGAGCUGAAGCCCAUCAAUCUGCCCGUCACGCAGCCCUUUACAGUGGGCGACAACAAGACCUACAAUGGCUAUUGGAAUGCUCCACUCUCACCACUGAAAAGCUACAGCAUCUACUUCCAGGCUCUCAGCAAAGCAAACGGAGAGACCAAAAUCAACUGUGUCCGACUGGCGACAAAAGCAGUACUAGCUAGGCAACAGGUGACCACACGAAACCCGCCCAGCCUCUUGAGCACAGGAGCUUCCACCCAGAAUUCCAAUGCAGUGGAGCCCGAAAAGCAAGCUGACAACACAGUGAAAAUGGCUGGGGUUAUCGCUGGCCUUCUGAUGUUUGUUAUUAUCCUCUUAGGAGCAAUGCUCACCAUCAAAAGGAGAAGAAAUGCAUAUUCCUACUCCUAUUACUUGAAACUAGCGAAGAAGCAGAAGGAGACUCAAAGCAGCACUCAGAGAGAGAUGGGUCCCGUUGCUACUUCAGACAAGAACACCACCAAACUCAGUGCAGUUCACAAUGAAGAAGCUUUUUCUUCCAGCUGUCAAGAUGUUAAUGGAUUCACCUCAUCCUCUCCUUGUUCAUUUUCUGUCCAAAGCAAAACCCUUCAGAGCAAAUCUUUGUUGAAUUCCUACUACUCAGUAUCAUCAGACACUGUUCCAUCGACUGCGCUGCUAGAGAGCAGCCACGGGGAGAUGACCCAGCCAACUCUGACCAUCCAGACCCAUCCAUACAGGAGCUGUGAGCCAGUGGAAAUGUCCUACCCCAGGGGGCAGUUCCAACCAGCCAUCCGAGUGGCCGACUUGCUACAGCACAUCACCCAGAUGAAACGAGGACAAGGCUAUGGAUUUAAAGAGGAGUAUGAGGCUCUACCCGAGGGGCAGACGGCAUCUUGGGAUACGGCCAAGGAAGAUGAAAACCGCAAUAAGAAUAGAUAUGGGAACAUCAUCUCCUAUGAUCAUUCAAGAGUGAGACUGCAGCUGUUGGAUGGAGACCCUCACUCAGACUACAUAAACGCCAACUACAUAGAUGGAUACCACCGGCCUCGUCACUAUAUUGCAACUCAAGGUCCCAUGCAAGAGACGGUUAAGGAUUUCUGGAGAAUGAUUUGGCAGGAGAAUUCUGCAAGUGUUGUCAUGGUCACCAACCUGGUGGAAGUUGGCAGGGUAAAAUGUGUUAGAUACUGGCCAGAUGACACAGAGGUCUAUGGAGAUAUUAAAGUCACAUUAAUUGAGACAGAGCCAUUGGCAGAGUAUGUCAUACGCACAUUUACUGUACAAAAGAAAGGCUACCAUGAGAUCCGAGAGAUUCGGCAGUUCCACUUUACCAGCUGGCCAGACCACGGGGUUCCUUGCUAUGCCACAGGCCUCUUGGGCUUUGUUCGGCAGGUGAAGUUCCUCAAUCCGCCUGAGGCGGGGCCUAUAGUUGUGCACUGCAGCGCUGGUGCUGGAAGGACAGGGUGCUUUAUUGCCAUUGACAUCAUGCUUGACAUGGCAGAGAAUGAAGGUGUCGUAGACAUAUUUAACUGUGUGCGAGAGCUACGAUCCCAGAGGGUCAAUUUGGUACAGACAGAGGAGCAGUAUGUCUUUGUACAUGAUGCCAUUCUAGAGGCAUGUCUCUGUGGCAACACAGCAAUUCCGGUUUGUGAGUUCCGAUCCAUAUAUUACAACAUCAGCAGACUGGAUCCGCAGACAAAUUCCAGCCAGAUAAAAGAUGAAUUUCAGACCCUCAACAUUGUGACGCCGCGUGUUCGGCCAGAAGACUGCAGCAUUGGCCUCUUACCAAGAAACCAUGACAAAAAUCGCUGCAUGGAUGUGCUGCCCUUGGACCGGUGCCUCCCUUUCCUUAUCUCUGUAGAUGGCGAAUCGAGCAACUACAUCAACGCUGCACUCAUGGAUAGCCACAAGCAACCUGCUGCCUUUAUUGUUACCCAGCACCCUUUACCCAACACUGUACCAGAUUUCUGGAGGCUGGUGUUUGAUUACAACUGCUCCUCCAUAGUGAUGCUGAAUGAGAUGGAUGCUGCACAGCUCUGCAUGCAGUACUGGCCAGAGAAAACGUCCUGUUGUUAUGGUCCAAUCCAGGUGGAGUUUGUUUCAGCAGACAUUGAUGACGACAUCAUCAAUAGGAUAUUCCGUAUCUGCAACAUGGCCAGGCCCCAGGAUGGAUAUCGUAUAGUACAGCAUUUGCAGUACAUUGGCUGGCCAGCAUACCGGGACACCCCUCCAUCCAAACGCUCCCUCCUGAAGGUGGUCAGACGGCUAGAGAAAUGGCAGGAGCAGUACGAUGGGAGAGAUGGACGCACUGUUGUCCACUGCCUGAAUGGUGGUGGACGCAGUGGCACCUUCUGUGCCAUCUGCAGCGUGUGUGAAAUGAUUCAGCAGCAAAAUAUCAUUGACGUGUUCCACAUAGUGAAGACGUUACGAAAUAACAAAUCCAAUAUGGUGGAGUCACUGGAACAAUAUAAAUUUGUAUAUGAGGUUGCACUGGAAUACUUGAGUUCGUUUUAG